AUGCCGUUCGCACAGCUUGUAAUCGGACCGCCUGGCUCCGGGAAGUCAACCUACUGCAAUGGAAUGCAACAGUUCCUCAACGCGAUUGGGCGCAAAUCAUCUGUGGUAAACCUCGACCCGGCAAACGAUGCGACAUCCUACCCAUGCGCCCUAGAUGUGCGAAACCUGGUCACUGUGGAGGAAAUCAUGUCGAACGAUGAGUUGGGUCCCAACGGCGCAGUACUAUAUGCACUUGAGGAGCUUGAAGAGAACAUGGAGUGGCUUGAAGAUGGUCUCAAGAAACUAGGUGAAGACGAAUAUAUUCUUUUCGACUGCCCCGGACAGGUCGAGCUGUUUACACACCACAACUCGCUCAGGAAGAUGUUUUUGAAGAUACAGAAGAUGGGGUUCAGACUGGUCGUGAUCCAUCUUAUUGACUCCUACGUCCUGACCUUGCCCUCCUUGUAUAUUUCAGCUCUCCUUCUGUCGCUAAGGUCGAUGCUGCAAAUGGAUCUGCCUCAGGUCAACGUUUUGACGAAAAUCGACAAUCUCUCCAAUUACCCCGAAUUGCCGUUCAACUUGGAUUUUUACACCGAAGUGCAAGACCUCAAUUAUCUCCUCCCAAGUCUCAGCUCCGAAUCACCAAUAUUCGCGCCGGAUGGCAAGUUUGCUGGCCUGAACCGAGCAAUUGUGGACUUGGUGGAAGAGUUCGGGCUGGUAGGAUUCGAGACGCUAGCCGUCGAAGACAAGAAAAGCAUGAUGUCCCUUCUGCAGACGAUAGAUCGAGCAAGCGGAUAUGCAUUUGGAGGACCAGCAGGCGCCAACGACACUGUUUGGCAAGUUGCCGUCCGUGAAGGCCUAGGAAAGUUGGAUGUCAGAGAUGUGCAAGAAAGGUGGUUGGAUGCAAAGGAUGAGUAUGACGAGAUGGAGAGGAAACAUUGGGAUGAGGAGGCAAAGAUAAGGGAAGAGAAGUCAAUGAAUGGUGAGGAUGACGAUUUCGAGGAUGUAAACAUACCAACAAACAGUGGCGUCAAGAUCGUCCGUGGUAGCAGGAAGCCAUAA
Molecule: messenger RNA, 1041 nt
Organism: Endocarpon pusillum Z07020
Lineage: Eukaryota; Fungi; Ascomycota; Eurotiomycetes; Verrucariales; Verrucariaceae
Product: GPN-loop GTPase 2
Exons: 2
Coding region: 1-1041 (346 amino acids)
Cellular component (GO): cytoplasm
Molecular function (GO): GTPase activity
Source: RefSeq, a predicted model, not a curated record